Messenger RNA from Ipomoea triloba (trilobed morning glory), 783 nucleotides. RefSeq lists its product as uncharacterized. The record is from RefSeq and is a predicted model, not a curated record. The transcript has a single exon. The coding region runs from base 1 to 783 and encodes 260 amino acids. Lineage: Eukaryota; Viridiplantae; Streptophyta; Magnoliopsida; Solanales; Convolvulaceae.
AUGCAUUCGCAAGCUGCGUUUAUUGUAAAGUUUAAUGGGCUAAAUUUUGCUGAGUGGCAUGAACAAAUUCAGUUUCACCUCGGUGUUCUGGAUCUUGAUCUAGCACUCUUGAUUGACAAGCCCGCUGCUAUUGAUGAUACUAGUAGUGCUGAUGAUGUAGCUUUCCAUCAAGCAUGGGAAAGGUCAAAUAGACUUAGCAUAAUGCUUAUGCGAAUGACACUUGGAAGCAACAUCAAGUCAACCAUUCCCAAAUUUGACAGUGCUAAGGAUUUGUUGAAACAUGUGGAGAAAAAAUCACUUUCUGAAUGUGCUGAUAAGGCCCUAGUAGGCACACUUAUGGGUAAACUGACCACCAUGAAAUUUGAUGGUUCGCGUUCCAUGCAUAAACAUGUUACUGAGAUGUUAACCUUAGCAGCAAAAUUAAGGUCUAUGGAAAUGGAAGUGAGUGAUACUUUCCUUGUUCAAUUUAUUUUAAACUCUUUGCCUCACGAGUAUGAGACAUUCCAAGUGAAUUAUAAUUCCAUUAAAGAUAAGUGGAAUGUGCUCGAAUUGCAUAAAAUGCUAACUCAAGAGGAAACAAGGCUUAAGGGACAAGGGAUUCACUCAAUUAAUCUCAUGAGUCAGUCAAGAGCUGGUAAAAAGUUUGGAAAGAAGAAUCAGAAGGGUAAGAAAGGACCAAUGAAGACUAAUGAGUCCUCUUCUCAAAUCCACAAAAAGGAACAUAAGAAUGACAAGUGUCAUUUCUGCAAGAAAUUUGGACAUUUUUCAGAAAGAUUGCCUUAA